This is a messenger RNA of Hydra vulgaris (swiftwater hydra), 1200 nucleotides long. Its product is annotated as C-C chemokine receptor type 5. Gene Ontology annotation, molecular function: G protein-coupled receptor activity. The record is from RefSeq and is a predicted model, not a curated record. Gene Ontology annotation, cellular component: plasma membrane. Gene Ontology annotation, biological process: G protein-coupled receptor signaling pathway. NCBI's taxonomy places the organism in Eukaryota, Metazoa, Cnidaria, Hydrozoa, Anthoathecata, Hydridae.
AAGCGAUAUUUGUUUUAACGCAAGACGAAUAAAUUUUCGCUAGCAUAUAAAAAGCAAUGCAAAGGUCAUAUAUGUGAAACAAAUUAAAGAUAGAAAAGUAGCAAAGUAAAAGUAGUACCAUAUGUUCAACAACACAUCAGUUUCAAUCAAACUUGCGCCACUAGCCUACGAUGUUAAAGUCAUCCUUGGUAUAGAUGUUUUUAUUAUUGUUGUUGCUUUUUUGUUCAAUAUCGUUGGUAUAUUGUUACUUCUUAGUCCAAAGCUGAAGAAUUUAACCCCACAAAACAUUUACAUUAUCCAUAUGAGUUUUUUAUCGAUUAUAAAUAUAGGCAAUAAUGCUAGAGCCGUGUAUUGGAAAUACCAUCGUACAAGAUUGACUAAAAAUUUUAUUGCCAUAUAUUAUCUAGCGCACAUGGCUUACAUUAUUAAUCUCUGUUUUUUAUCAUUAGACAGAUUAAUGUUUGUUGCCUUUCCUUUCCAAUAUAGAAUAAAAAAGUCAAAGUUUCUUGUGUUAUUGAGUCUGUUUAUUUUAUGGUUAGUAUCAAUCGUUUUUGGAUUGCUAAUUAAAUUUGGUGGGAUUGCUAACGAUUGGUUUUACCAUUAUGCUUCCUACAUUUACAAUGGAUUUGUUAUUGUUCUUGCAGUCUGUGUAUACGUUUUUAUUGGAUUUAAAACGCACUUAUCUUUUUUAAUUCACCGAAACCGAUUCGCAAAUAAGAAAACAAAGAAACUAUUUACUAUGUCAUUCCUAAUUAUUUUCACGUUUUUCUUGUUUGUUUUUCUUCCACAUUUAAUUGCCGAAAACGUGAAAUUCAAAUCACGAAAAACAAAAAAUCUUCUGGUGUUAGGAUUAAUUGGAGUUAACAUUCUCAAUAACUUAUCGGACCCUGUAAUUUAUAUUUACUUUCAACCAACAGUAAGCAAAAAACUCGCGCUCUUUUUUAGAAAAUUCAAAAACACUUUCUCUUGUUGGAAAUUUAACUUUUUGUCGCCAAUAUUUAGUGUUUUUUACAAAAACCGAAAAAGGAAAGAAACUGUCACCAGCUGCAGUUCCUUGGAAAUUAGAAUAGAAACAUACCAAUCUUCAAGAUCAUAAAAACAUCUUUGAAGUAAUCAACCAAGUUUUGACGGUUUUAAUAAACAACAAAAUGGGUAAUACACAAUUAGAAGGAAGUUUUGAAACACAAAGUUGAAAAUUAA